AUGGAUCUGAUCCGAUUAGAAGACGCAAUCAAAAGAUUAGCACUUGAUGAUGAAAGCGAGAGUGAAUGUUUGACAUUAGAAGAAACUGUGUUAGUUAGAAGAUCAAGUGCCGCUAAUUCUGUAUCAAAUUCUCCUAGUUGGCUUCAUAUGAUCGAGACGGAAGCAGGACCAGUACAACAAUCGCAGCUACCGCUAAACGACGAAGGAUAUAAUGAUUUGUUCAAAAGUGAAGGAUAUGCAACAAAGUCAGACAAGUGCAGCUCUAAAAAGUCAUUAGACGAAGAUAAGGAGAAGACAGCAGAAAUCGAUAUUUUGAAUAUGUCAUCUGCUAACGAUCGUUAUACGGGUGCAGAAGAAAGAACAAAUGAGCAUGAACUUUUUUUAGACGACAUUACAGAUAACCUCAUAAAACACGUUCGACCUUACUUACAUGAGGGUAUGAUAUAA
This is a messenger RNA of Didymodactylos carnosus, 447 nucleotides long. NCBI's taxonomy places the organism in Eukaryota, Metazoa, Rotifera, Eurotatoria, Philodinida, Philodinidae. The record is from the annotation of a GenBank genome assembly.